Messenger RNA from Gallus gallus (chicken), 2212 nucleotides. RefSeq lists its product as uncharacterized. The record is from RefSeq and is a predicted model, not a curated record. NCBI's taxonomy places the organism in Eukaryota, Metazoa, Chordata, Aves, Galliformes, Phasianidae. The coding region runs from base 71 to 2212 and encodes 713 amino acids. The transcript has 6 exons.
GGGUGCCACUUUGCCUGCGAGCUGACUAGAGAGAGGAGCUUAACUGCUUGGCUCUCUGCAAGUCACAGGCAUGGCUGCUUUCUGGGGAAUGAUCUUCCUCAGCAUGGCGGAUGAUAGUAUCUUCUACCCCAUCCUUUGGAUCAUGCUGAUCAUAUCAUUAUUUGUAUCUGUUAUGGCCUUGUGGAAGUGGAAGAAAGAGAGACAGAGGAAGUGCCAACACAGAGGUAACCAUGAAAAUUCUAGAGUUUGGGACUUCCGCACGUCUUCACAGCACUUGAGGAUGCACUCCUCAGUGCCCAGGAAAAUGGAUAAGAACUGUGAAAUACUCGACCAGUUCAACAGACGUCUUCAGGCCUUGACCAGAUGCAUGGCGAUGCUCACCUUGGAACUGCCUGAGGGCAGCGAUGAUUCCACCAGCUCGGUCACAGUGAGUGAAAACCGCUGCUCUUUGAGGACAUCGCUGUAUCCGUUGAGCACCAGUUGUGGGGAAAUGGAGGCACCUUACCGACACCCAAAAGCCCAGGAGAACUUGGAAAGCUCCAUCCCAGAAAGGAAAGCGGAGCAGGGACUGGGCCUCAGUGAUCAGAGAAAGCCUGAUGUGAUGGUGGCUCCCACGGUGCAGGACCUGCCCUUAGAGGAUGAGGCUAUGCAAAGUCAUUUGGAGCAUCCUAACAUAAAAAUGCAGGCACCACAGUUCCUGAAGAGGAGUUUCUCAGAGCCCGUCCUGGGUCAGAGAGACUCCCAGCUUCCCCAUCCUCUGAGGCACUCAAGGAGGCCCACUUACUCGCUCAUCCAGCGUGGGCAUGGGCAAGCUCUGGCAAGGAGGUCAGCAGCAUGGGCCCUUGUCCCACGGCGAAAAUCUGCCCCCGAGACAGAUACGUGCAGACAAGAAACAAGGACUCCAGUCCACAUUGCCUGCUGCAGAAUCUAUGAAGGCCCUGAUGACCAUCAGAUCAAGAUGAUGCAUCUGUGGCUGGAGCAAUAUGAAUAUGUUGAGAGGCGAAAGUUGGAAUUUUAUAGAGACUACUACACCCAGCCUAACAACGAAGGAUCCCAGGGCGUGGCUCCAUCUGACACUGCAGCCCCGGUUGUUGCAGGAGGAGCAACAGUUCGAGAGAGGAAUUCACCCGAGGUCAAGGCCAGUGAGCAACAGGACAAGAAAAAUACCACUGCUGCCCAGCAGCCAGAGGGGCUCCCUGAACGUACCCUCGUGGAGAGUUCUUCGGUUCUGCCAUGGAGGCGUCUGCCACAGGGUAGACCAUUCAGACCCCAAGCAGCACACGCAGAGAUGACGCCCAGGCAAGAAGCAGCAGAACACACGACUCCUAGACCAGAGACACCACCUGUGCUGUGCAGAAACUGCUGUGCACCAGCCCUCCUGUGCCAUUUCAUUCAGAAUGCCGGGGCCAAGCUCCGAGCUGCCUGCAUGGCCCUCUAUUCCCUGAUCAGAAAGGCAACUAAGAAGCUCUCAAAGAAGGGAAGAGAGCCCAUCAUGAAAAACAGAUCCUUAGAGCAGGCCAGGCUGGACACAGAUCAACGUAGGAGCAGACGAUCACUGAGUCUACUGGCCAAAAGGAAAAACCCACGUACACCUCAGGAGGCAAUGAGGAAGGACAUGGUGGCAUCUCAAGAUAAGACUUUCAGCGAUGCCAGUGAGACCAGAGGUGCCAAAAAAGCAUUGAGCCAGGGUGGUAGCAGCCACAGGCACCUGGACGUGCUGGCUCCUGUUGCCCGUAGAGAGCCAGCCAACGUGCUGCUACCUCGGAGAAGGCUGCUCUUGGAGACUGAAGCUCCUGCCCCAUCUCAGUCUGUUCUAGCAGAUGUCCAGGCAGGCACAGCUGCACCUCCAAAUCCCACUGGGACCAACGUUCCAGCCCUCUUCGUGCAGCAGCAGAGACCCUCAGGUCUGCCACAGCCUCCAAAUCCCACUGGGACCGACGUUUCAGUCCUCUUCGUACAGCAGCAGAGACCCUCAGGUCUGCCACAGCCUCCAAAUCCCACUGGGACCAACGUUCCAGUCUUCAUGCAGGAGCAGAGACCCUCAGGUCUGCCACAGCUUCCAAAUCUCGCUGGGACCGACAUUCCAAUCUCCCUCCUGCAGGAGCUUUUCACAGCACUUAGAGAUUUGAAGAAAGCCAGACAAACUGCUGAUGAGCUGCAGAAGCAGGUGCUGGCUUCCUUCUCAAAUCAGCCCACAAACAAUGCCAAGUAA